Pararge aegeria (speckled wood butterfly) is the source of this 5466-nucleotide messenger RNA. RefSeq names its product ATP-binding cassette sub-family G member 4. The record is from RefSeq and is a predicted model, not a curated record. Gene Ontology annotation, molecular function: ATP hydrolysis activity; ATP binding; ABC-type transporter activity. The transcript has 11 exons. Lineage: Eukaryota; Metazoa; Arthropoda; Insecta; Lepidoptera; Nymphalidae. Gene Ontology annotation, cellular component: plasma membrane. The coding region runs from base 156 to 2078 and encodes 640 amino acids.
UCGACCUGCGCACGCGCAUUCGAUCGCUUGGAGUGCACAGCGUAACACGCGCGAAUUCCGCCAAUUAAAUGUGAUACAACAAAAUAGCGUUCGACUAAAUUCAGCCAAUUAAAUGUGAUAGCUCAAAAUUUCGCGCGACUUUCGAAAACGUAAACAUGAUGCUCGCGGGAGCCGAAAUUGUGGAAAGCAGUGUGUCGUUUAAAACCGACGAGGCCGGGAAGUCUCAGGCCCAGGUGAUUGCCCCAGGCCCGUCCCAACCCCAGGCCCAGGCUUCGGGCCUCAGCCGGGUCCCGACGAGAGAGCCGGUGGACAUCCAGUUCUCAAACGUCACUUGCACUGUAAAGCUUGGCAUAAACAAAGGCACCAAACAAAUCCUUCAUGGGGUGAGCGGUCGAUUUCGUCCCAGGAAGCUGAUCGCCAUCAUGGGUCCCUCGGGAGCUGGCAAGUCCACAUUGCUGGAUGUCCUCUCUGGAUACCGUACCACGGGUGUCGGUGGUGCCAUAUUCAUCAAUGGACGAGGGAGAAUAAUGAAGAGCUUUAAGAAAAUGUCGUGCUACAUCCAGCAAGACGACCGAUUGCAGGGUCUACUCACAGUGGGAGAGAACAUGGAGCUGGCUGCUGACCUCAAGCUACCUACCAAAUUGGACAAAUACGAGAAAGGAGAAGUGAUUGAAGACAUCCUCACCAAUCUAGGACUGUACGAACACAUGAACACCCGGGGAGCCCAACUCUCAGGUGGGCAGAGGAAACGGCUGUCCAUCGCCUUGGAACUCAUCAACAAUCCUCUCAUUAUGUUCCUUGAUGAACCCACAACAGGGCUGGACAGCUCUUCCUGCACCCAAGUAGUACAACUUUGUCGAAGCCUAGCUAAGCAGGGUCGAACUAUUGUGUGCACGGUACACCAGCCCUCGGCCUCGUUAUUCGCCCUGUUCGACCAAGUCUACGUGCUAGCAGCUGGAAACUGCCUUUACCAGGGGACCACGACAAAUCUUGUGCCGUAUGUGGAGCAGGCCGGAGUUCCUUGCCCUAUUUAUCACAACCCAGCUGACUAUAUUAUUGAAUUAGCCUGCGGCGAAUACGGGGAUGACAAAAUCAGUAUUCUAACAACUAAGGCUGAAAACGGCAGGGAGUUGGCAUGGCUGGACGAUGCGAAGUCCAUCCCCACGAUGGAGGCCCUGAGGAAGCUGUACCCGCUGAGUGUGAUGAAGGAGCAGGACAGCGAAUCUGGGCCCGAGGAAACGCCACAGUCUAACCAAAGAUCUGUGCUAAUCAGACGGGGAUUCUUAAAAGCGAAACGUGAUCCUACAAUGACCCAUCUCCGGCUGCUAGUGAAUGUGGUAGUGGGCAUAAUGCUGGGCUCCCUCUUCAUCAACGCCGGCAACGAAGGUUCCCGCGUCCUGGAAAACUAUAACCUGCUGUUCGCGAUACUGAUGCACCACAUGAUGUCACCGAUGAUGUUGACCAUCCUUACCUUUCCUUCGGAGAUGUCGAUAUUAUUGAAGGAGCACUUCAACCGGUGGUAUUCGCUUGGAUCCUACUACAUUUCAAUAACAUUAGUGGACCUGCCAAUAUCGAUAGUCUCGUGCGCAAUAUUCAGCGUGAUCGUGUACACGAUGUCUGCGCAGCCAUUUGACAUCGCCAGAUUCUCCAUGUUCUUUGCGAUCUCCGUGUACACGGUGCUCGUGGCGCAGAGCUUCGGCCUAAUGAUCGGCGCGGUAUUUAACGUUGUUAACGGGACCUUCCUCGGCCCAACUCUCUCCGUGCCAAUGAUGAUGUUCGCCGGCUUCGGGGUUACUCUGCGUGACUUGCCACCCUACUUGUCUUGGGGCUCGUAUGUGUCGUACCUAAGGUACGGGCUGGAGGGCUACAUCGGGGCUAUUUACGGUCUAGAAAGACCUACUCUGGCGUGCAAUGAAGCCUUGUACUGCCACUACAGAUACCCCAGCACAUUCUUGGAGGAAAUCGCGAUGUCUCCCAACAUGUUCUGGUGGGACAUCCUAGCUCUGACUGUCACACUGUUCACGCUGAGAACUGCAGCCUUUUUGCUGCUCAAAUGGAAGCUAAGUGCUGUCCGAUAACUCUGCAUUUAUUGCAUAAAUUUAAGGGAAAAGUUAGAGGUACCUUUAUAAGCGAACGUACCGUAGAAAGAUAAGAAAACUUCCUCAUGCCAGAUGGAAUGAAUGGAAUUUUAAAAUCGAUCAACUAAUACUUUAGCUACUCUAGUUGGAAAGACUAAGUAAAUGGAGUACAGUAUUCAUGAUGAAGUAGGUACCUAUACAACUUUGUCCUGACAUCGAUAGAGCAUUCUAAGAGAAAUAACGGUAGAAAUUUUUAUUUAAAAAUUUCACUGUAAAUACAUUUUAAGGUCAAAGUUACAAAGGGUAUCAAUCAAACGUUAUAUGCAGUUCACCAAGGUAACAGAGAAAAAGAGUUCAAUGAAACAAUAUUUCACUAACAUAUACCUAAAUUUUAUUAAUUUAGUUAAGAAUUAUAAAUUAUUUAAAACGUUACUGAAAUACAUUUUUGUUACUUACUUGAAAUUAGUACCUUUUGCAACAUGCCUUUUGUUGUAUAGGUACAGAAUAAAUUUAUCAAAAAUGAGAACAUUGAAAAUGCUCAAAAGCACAACGACGCUUUAAGAUACUUACGUCGUACGUCGCUGAACUUGCAUAAAAAGAAAUUGUCGUAACAACUAAGGAAUAAGGUUGAUCUUUGUGAAAUGUUGGUAGCGACAAUCUUUUUUAUAUAUUUAUUAACCAAAGCGAGUCGCAUUACAUUUUUUUAUUAACGAUAGGUCAGUGCUUGACGAAAAUUUUACAUGUUAGAAAGCAAUGAUGCGGUUUAGGUUGGAGCGCGCUCUCGCCUUAACGGUAAAAAUAUUCAAAUGAUGUUGUAUCUAGUAUUACUUGAUCGAUAGUUUUUUAUAGGCAUACCUAAAUUAUCCACGGCCCGAUUACUCAAAAUUCAAAAAUUCAAAAUUCAAAAUCCAACCAAUCGUUUUCCUAUUUUCUGAGAUUAAAUCAAGUUUAAGCAUUGACAUAAACCUGGUCUUCAAAAGACCUUAUUUGCGACGAGUGUACAAUUUUUACAUCAUGUUUUGAAUAUUGGAUAGAAGCAGGCGUUACCUUGGAGAGUUCCAUGAAAUUUCGUAUCAAAAUUAAGUUUCAUUUAGUAAAUCAUGUUUUGUAUAGGCGACCGUAAAAAACACAAAAUAUGGUAUUCUUAUAUCGGAUCGGACAGUGUCAAAACUGGUCAAAACGCUUUAGAGACAGUUUGGCACCAAAAUUAUUUUUGUUAUCUUGUAAAAUUGCUAAGCAAAAAAGUGCCUAAGAUGCUUAAGUUUGCUGUGAUUUUUUUAUGAGUAUUUAGGACGAUAUUAAGACGAUUAAUAGGAUAUUGGAUUAUAUUUUAGAGGCUGUUAAAUAAUUCUACAUUUGAAACGUAUGAUUACAACAAUAAGGUAAUUUCCAAUUUUUGUAAAAAAAACUUAAAUUAUUCAAUGUUUUAAAUACCCUCAAAUAUUACCGGCCAAGUACGAGUGAGGCUCGAGUAGGACUGAGGGUACGUUGGAAGGAUUUGUAAAAUUCAUUUGAUUUUUAGACUAUUAUUUCAACCUAUGAAUUGUCUGAAAUUUAAUUAAGAUAUAAUUAGAUUAUAAUAGAAUUGUGAUAUGGUUUUCGGUUCUUUAUUAUUGAUUAAUUGUAUAUUUAGACAUUCCUUCCUGGAGAAUUUCAUGAUUCUCGGUCAACGGGUAAAAACUUUAGGUUUUGACGACCGUACCAAUCUUUGGAUUGCGAUCACUUAAAUUUUGGGUAUUUUUUACAGCUCCAAGAUAUUGCCGACUUGAGUAGGUAUUUGGUAAUGAUUUCAAUAUGAUAAACGUGUUCCUAAGAGUUGGUCUCAUAGCCAGACAAAAGUAUAAGUUUUACUUUUUUUCUUGACAUAUUUUGCAUGAAAUAUAAAACAGGUGUAUCAAAUCGCAAUUUCACACUUUUUUCUGAUACUUAAAUUUUAUGGAAAGAAAAUGUAAGUAUGAAAAUGCCAUAAAUUUGUACUGUGAUAAAAAAAAUAUUUGCCAUUCAAAUAUUAUGAAAAAAAUAACCUUAUUUUAAAUACCAUUGCAUUCUAAACUUGCCAAAUACAAUAUUAAGUGUUUUAAAUUAUUAAGAAAUUCUACUAUGUUAAAUACUAUUGUUAACUUCUGUUUUAUAACUAAUAAAAUAUAAGAAAAUGUAGCUUAGAUAGUACUUACAAAUAAUGUAUGUACUUAAAAGACAUCAAUUACAUUACUGUUAGAAAAUAAUGUUUUUUGGAAUUUUAAUUAAAAAAUAUACCAGCCCUUUGUCCUUAAGAUUUAUACAGAAGAACUGCAAAAUUGCAGAUCGGGUGCAAAAUGUUUGUAGAUAAUUAGACAUUAUUAUAAACAUAAUGUCUUAUUACAAAUUAUAAUUUGUUACUUUUCGUAUUAACGUCCCUAAGACCGGUUUUUCAAUUAUCAGUAAAAAAAUCUAUAACUCACCAAAAAAUAGUAUAUAUAGCUCUACGGUUAUCUAUUAUUACUUAUUGCACUUGCAUUUAUUAUUUAUUAUCUUCUUUGAUUACCAGGACAUACUAUCGAGAAUAUCAAUAAAUAUUUGAGAAAAUAAUAAUAAUUUUAAACGCAAGAAAAAUGUAAACUCAAAUAAAUCGAUGUUCUAUAUUUGUAUCAGUUGUUUACAUCGAACACGAUAGGUGUUAAAAAAAAACAAAUAGCUUUUUAAUAGUUAUCUGAAAGUAAAAGUAACAUUAAUUUUAUUUCUUAACUGAUAAUGCAAAAUUAAAUUUAUAUGAAGAUUGAUAAACCGAACUAAAAUCGCUUAAAGCAGUAUUAUUUAUAAAAUAUUGACACUCUCUCUCUUUUUUCGGAAUUCCCUUUUUUUAAAGACAAGAAGGCAUGGUAUUGAUGACAGGCAUGGAUGGCAUGAGGCUAAAAACCUACGCCUAAGAACAUAGAGCGGCAGCACGUUGCAAAAAGUUUUCCUUGCCUUGUUGCCGAUUCAUACGCAAUGUUUUUCUAUCUACCUUCAGGUGAGCUUGGUUCGUCAAUAAUUAAAAAAAAAUACUGCUUUAAGUAUACCACUUUAAGGACGAAUAAUGUAAUAUAAGGGUACUUUAAGUGUAGAUAAGUUAACCUGCUAUGAGCGUAGGAUUUGAGUUACACAAUUAUUUAUGUUUAUUUUUGUACUCGUAAUUAUUACGAAAUAUGUUCAGAAUGUUCCACGCAAAAAAUCUUGUUCUUAAUAAAGAACAAGAUGUUUUAUCUUGUGAUGUACAACUUAGUUCAGUUUCUCACUUAUAGGGAGAUAUUUUCAGCUGAAAAUAGCAUGUAUUGUUGUAACAGAUUAAAAUAGUCUGAAAAAAGUCACACUGCCAUGUUUGUACGUCUCGUGCAAAAAAAUAAAAAAAAAUUACUUUGCGUAUCGUUGA